AUGGCAUCAACGCCUUCGGAAGAACAAAUGGACACCUGUCUUGGGAUACCCAUGCCAUCAUGCAUGCGUGAUUUCGUUGCACAGUCCUUUGAAUCACCUCCCAGACAUAGUGGAACAUACACCAAUAGUCUUAUCGUCAACUAUGGAGAUGUGCAUGGCAAAGCAAUGGAAGAGGUUGAAAAAUGCCGCCUCCUGGCAGACGGACCAGAUGACAUCGUGGUACUGCUUGCGCGCCCUGCUACAUACUAA
This is a messenger RNA of Exophiala aquamarina CBS 119918, 249 nucleotides long. RefSeq lists its product as uncharacterized. The record is from RefSeq and is a predicted model, not a curated record. The transcript has a single exon. Lineage: Eukaryota; Fungi; Ascomycota; Eurotiomycetes; Chaetothyriales; Herpotrichiellaceae. Bases 1 to 249 code for a protein of 82 amino acids.